AUUUUGUUCAAUUAUCUCGGGUAUAGAAAGUGUCAGGCCCGCUCCGAGAUUCCCUCAAAAACUCGCCAUUUCUAAUUUUCUCGAUCCUUCUAGCCUUGGGACCGCGGUAGUAUUGGUCAGCAGUUGUAUGCGUGACGGUUAAGAAAGCAAAGAUGGCGCACUCUAUGGUAACUGGAUCCAUACAUCAUGCAGGCGAAACAAUUUAGCCAGAAAGGACUUUAGAAAGUUUCUUACAGGAAUGUCAGAGAUAAAGCGAGUAAAACCGGCUCGUAGGUCGUCUAAUUCGAGCAUUUCAUCGCGAGCAUCAAACGUGUCGUUCUCGGAGAAGGUUCGAAGAGAAUCGACUGCAAAAUUUGAUAAUUUUAUGAAGGAAUGCCGUGCCGCUUACCUGGCUGUUUUAAGUAGCACUACAGAAAAGAUUACAUCCAUUGAUGAAUUGAUCCUAGCACUUCAAUUUGGUGGAAGGAAUCCUUCUCGGAAGUUUGCUGAAAAAUAUUGGAAGCAUAAUACAGACAGUAUAUCUUACAAUGAUUUCUGUGACAUUAUGAGGAAAGAGAAGCCUCUUGACAAGGACUCUAUGCUGAAAGCAUUCAAAUGUAUUGAUACUAAUGGCGAUGGAUUCAUAACACAUGAUGAAUUGUUUAGACUUUUGACUAAGCAAGGAGAACGUAUGACUAAAUCUGAGGUGCAAGCAAUUCUAGAUGAUGCUGAUGUAAACAAUGAUGGAAAGCUGGAUUAUAAUGAGUUUGCAGCACUACUUGUCUCUACAGCAGAGGAUUGUAAACAGAAAAGUCUAAAGAAACUAGCAAGAGCUGAUGAUGAUGUUGCUUCUUCUCCUGCACCAUAUUCUGCUAAAAGACAGUCCACAAAUAGAAAAACCCUGCAGGAGCCUGAAAACCUGAAGGAUUGGAAUAAAGGAAGUAGUAAGGGUAGUUUCUUUAUCGACAGAUAUGGAAUGAUUUCAAGUCAUCAUUAUAAACUGCACCUCACAAAGGACUCUGAAGUCUUUGUCACCAUCCAAUCUACUAAAAACAAGAAAGAUCAACUGAGAACAAUAGACAUGGCAGUGUUUUGUGUAGACAAGAAUUCAGAACUGGUUGCAUUUACAGCAUCCAAGCUUGGACCAAAAUUUUGUUUUCGCUGUGAGCUGGAAGGAGGGACAUACAGUUUGAUAACUUUCACUACUGGUUGUCGACUCUCCAUUAGAAAAGCAGAACCUGCCAAACAAGUGAAACUUACUACAGGCCAUGGAGAAAACCUCCAGCUUAGCAAGAUAUUUGAAGAAGCACUGUCUGAAAUCUUUGACAGUUGUGACCUUGAUGGGAAUGGAUCUUUAAGUAGAGAAGAAUUCGACUUGUUCCAGUUUAAAUCUGGUGGAGACCUUUGUGAUGAUGAUGCAUGGGAAAUUAUGAAAGAUAAUUUUGAAAUGGAGGAUGAUGAGAUAACUCUGAAAGGAUUCCUGGACCUGAACAUGAUGGAAGCACAAGAUGCAGAUGGUGAUCCUAACGACUUAUGGCUGACUCUUGAAAACAUGGGCUAUAACAAAGCUCUUGAGUUAGAUCAGGCAAAUCCAUUCUUGCUUGAGGUGUACUGUAACAGGUGCAGGCCAUCAAUUCAAGUAAAUUCAGUGGUGGAGAACAAAAAUGAAGCUGUGCAUAAAGCUGUAGUAUCAUCAGUGUUAAACAAUGUUACCAAAAAGGAGAAUAUAAAAGGAAUGAGGGACCUGGUUUUGUUCAAGUAUGAAAGUUCCAUUAGAGUGACCCUGGUGUUACAAAAUAUGUCCCACAGUGAUGUUGUUGUCAGAGUUGACUGUCGCUCCAGCAAGAAUUGUUUAAGCCACAGAGGUGAUCUAGACUACACAAUCCAACUAGAUGCUAACAGCACUGAGGUUGUUCAUCAUUUUGUACCCCAGGAUGUGCGCAGGGAAAUGUUUGUGAAAUAUUCUUUGACGAUAGAACAAUGAUCUUCUUUGUUCCAAAAAAAGAAAUACAGCAGGCCAUGAAAAAUGAAAAAUUCCACAUGAAGCUUCAUUUUUAGAAAACUGACAACACAAAUGAAGGCUCAAAAGAUGUGAGCUUAGCAUGUACAAGGGUGCAACCACCCUUAAAGAUGUAGUGUUUGCACUGAUGACGCUAAUACCUAUUGACCACUUUUCAUUUUUCAAGAAAAUUAGUUUUAAUUUCGAACCUAGCCAAGAUAAGCGUAUGGAAAGUUUUUUUUCUUAAUCAA
Molecule: messenger RNA, 2229 nt
Organism: Pocillopora verrucosa
Lineage: Eukaryota; Metazoa; Cnidaria; Anthozoa; Scleractinia; Pocilloporidae
Source: RefSeq, a predicted model, not a curated record